AUGAGUACGCCCAGCAGCUCUCUGCUGAAGUGGGCCGGCGCCGCCUUCACAUUGCACAUCAUCACUGUGGCCGGAGUGACCCCUGGGUCCCGGAGGCGUCUCAGUGAGGGGCUCGUCCCCCGAGGCGGCUCCAGCCAAGGCCUCAUCACACCUUUCCUUUGUGUUAACGUGCAACUGUGUCACGACGGCCCGAGGGCUUUGGGCCACCCGCAUCCUCAGAAGUGUGUGUGGAGGGAGGAGCCUCCACCUCCCCCUGCUCCGCUGCUGACGGAGCGCAGGGCCGGGUCUGACGGCGGGUCUGAAGGAGACGGGUCUGACGCCUCUGACGCGGGUCUGACGGCGGGCUCACUCCAAGCGUCUGUGGAUCUGUGGAGCAGCUGCCCUGCCCGAGAAGCUGCCGGCAGCACACGCCAUCCUGUGUGCUCGGGGCUCGGCACGCGCUCAGCAGAUGCUGUUCAGGAAGGGGGACCUGGGGAAGCCCAGUGA
Rangifer tarandus platyrhynchus (Svalbard reindeer) is the source of this 486-nucleotide messenger RNA. Lineage: Eukaryota; Metazoa; Chordata; Mammalia; Artiodactyla; Cervidae. The record is from the annotation of a GenBank genome assembly.